Messenger RNA from Panicum virgatum (switchgrass), 1360 nucleotides. RefSeq lists its product as uncharacterized. The transcript is spliced from 5 exons. The record is from RefSeq and is a predicted model, not a curated record. Bases 119 to 1198 code for a protein of 359 amino acids. Lineage: Eukaryota; Viridiplantae; Streptophyta; Magnoliopsida; Poales; Poaceae.
AUAUAGCGGCGCGCGCCCCGGCCUCUCGUCUCAUCGCCCUCCGAUCCCCCAGCCAGCCGGAGACACGACCGAGCGAGCACCCAGAGAGCGCGCAGGAAGCUAAAGGAAGCCGACGACCAUGGCUGCUGACGCCGGCAGGAAGCCGACGGCGACCAAGGCCUCCGACUCCGGCGGCAUCGCCAGGCGGCUCCCGCGCCUCGCGUUCCUGCUGCUGCUGGCGCUGGCGUACCGGCAGCUGCAGGCCCCGCCUCCCAAGAUCCCCGGCACGCCCGGCGGGCCUCCGGUGACGUCGCCGAGGGUCAAGCUCCAGGACGGCCGGCACCUGGCCUACUACGAGUCCGGCGUGCCCAGGGAGGAGGCCAAGCACAAGAUCAUCUUCGUGCACGGCUUCGAUUCCUGCAGAUACGACGUGCUCCGGGUCUCGCCGGAGCUGGCGCAGGAGCUGGGGAUCUACCUGCUCUCGUUCGACCGGCCUGGGUAUGGCGAGAGCGACCCGCACCCGGCGAGGACGGAGAAGAGCAUCGCCUUGGACAUCGAGCAGCUCGCCGACGCCCUGGAGCUCGGCCCCAAGUUCUACCUCACCGGCUUCUCCAUGGGCGGCGAGAUCAUGUGGAGCUGCCUCAAGCACAUCCCGCACAGGCUCUCGGGGGUUGCCAUCCUUGGCCCCGUGGGCAACUUCUGGUGGUCCGGGUUCCCGGCGAACGUGACCCUGGACGCCUGGAACGUGCAGGUGGCGCAGGACAAGUGGGCCGUGGGCGUGGCGCACCACGCGCCCUGGCUCACCUACUGGUGGAACACCCAGAAGCUGUUCCCGGCGUCCAGCGUCAUCUCCUUCAACCCCGCCAUCUUCUCCAGGGAGGACAGGGCCGUCAUCCCCAAGCUCGCCUCCAGGACCUACGCCUACCAGGCGCGGCAGCAGGGGGAGCACGAGAGCCUGCACCGCGACAUGACGGUCGGGUUCGGCAAGUGGAGCUGGAGCCCGCUGGAGCUGGAGGACCCGUUCCCGGGCGGCGAGGGCAGGGUGCACCUGUGGCACGGCGCCGAGGACCUCAUCGUGCCCGUGGGGCUGUCGCGCUACAUCAGCCAGCGGCUGCCGUGGGUGCGCUACCACGAGCUGCCCACCGCCGGCCACCUCUUCCCCGUCGCCGACGGCAUGGCCGACACCAUCUUCAAGUCGCUGCUGUUCGGGGACGAGUGAUCGAAUUUAGUUUUGGGGUGUAAAAUGACUCUUGUAGCGCAGUGAAGUGAGGAUAUGAUGCUAGCGACACGUCGUUGUGCAUGAUUGUUGCUCCUGUAGAGAGAGAGAAAUAAUAACAAUAUAUAAGUUACUCCCGCAGUCACUGAAUUUUUCUUUGAUCCC